AUGGCUCAACACGAAACUCUGACGGUAGCUAUGCUAGAAAUGGACAGGAUCCAGGUGAAGAGCAAGGGAAAAGAUAUUGCUUAUCCUCGAUGGUUCGGAGGCACAGCAUCAUGCGUGGCUGUCGUAGUAUCUCAUCCAUUCGACCUAGUCAAGGUUCGCAUGCAGAUGGCUCCGCUUGAAGCAAAACAGAGCCUCCUACGUACCAGUCUAGCCAUCGUCCGAGAUGAAGGUGUACGUGGUCUAUACAGCGGAACUGUUCCGGAGUGCUGA
Fusarium musae is the source of this 270-nucleotide messenger RNA. RefSeq lists its product as uncharacterized. Gene Ontology annotation, molecular function: sulfate transmembrane transporter activity; antiporter activity; thiosulfate transmembrane transporter activity. The record is from RefSeq and is a predicted model, not a curated record. NCBI's taxonomy places the organism in Eukaryota, Fungi, Ascomycota, Sordariomycetes, Hypocreales, Nectriaceae. Bases 1 to 270 code for a protein of 89 amino acids. The transcript is spliced from 3 exons. Gene Ontology annotation, biological process: malate transmembrane transport; succinate transmembrane transport; oxaloacetate transport.